Molecule: messenger RNA, 906 nt
Organism: Eriocheir sinensis (Chinese mitten crab)
Lineage: Eukaryota; Metazoa; Arthropoda; Malacostraca; Decapoda; Varunidae
Product: ionotropic receptor 21a-like
Exons: 4
Coding region: 1-780 (259 amino acids)
Cellular component (GO): membrane
Molecular function (GO): ligand-gated monoatomic ion channel activity
Source: RefSeq, a predicted model, not a curated record
AUGACGGGGAUGCUGCUGGGCCAGAACCUCCCCCGCCGCCUGCCCAGCACCUCCUCCAGUAGGCUCCUGGUGGCUAUCUGGUUGGUGUUUGGGAUUAUUUUUGCAUCGGCUUACCGUGGAAACCUGACCGCGGCCCUCACGCUGCCCACCUACCCCCCGCGCCCAGAAACACUCCCACAGCUGGUUGAGUCCGUGAAGAUGAUAACGAUGCAGUCCUAUGGGAAGGAAUUCAAGGAAUUCUUCUCAAAAUCGGACUCGCCGCUGUUCCAGAAGCUCGCGACGCUGAUCACCAUCGUGCCCACGCUGAUGGGCGGGCAGCAGCAGGCGAUCGAAAACAAACAGGCGCAUCUGGAUAACCGACGGUAUCAGAGUCACAACAUUGCCAAGCGGUUCACGCGGGCAGACGGGCGGGAGCUGCUGUACAUCGGACGGGAGAGCAUCAUGCCGGGACAGUCCGCCUGGCCGCUGCCCCACGACGCCCCAUACACCGCCGUCAUUGACCGUCACCUCAUGGCCGUGGUUGAGGCGGGGCUGUACGAGCAGUGGGCUGCCGAUCUGCUCUUCGAAGUCCAACAGGAGAGCCGCAAACGACUACAAGAGCAGCAGCGGCAACAACAACUCCAAGCACAUGCUGAUGGAAAGCUUGCGUCUGAAGGAUCGAGGGAAAGCACUUUGUCGCUCUCCAUCCGGCACACUCAAGGCGCCUUCCUGCUGUUCCUCUUCGGCCUGGUCAUCGCUGCCCUGGCGUUCGGCGGGGAGGUCAUCUCCGGAAAGCUAUAGCGUGUGACAGUAGAUGUUCAUAGUAAUUAAAUCCAGCAGCUUUUCUUAUAGCACUAAUGAUGGAGACUGUUGCUGAAGCUUAAGAGUUAUAUGAAAAGGAAUGAGAAAGAAUAAGUAUUUUCUCUA